Molecule: messenger RNA, 864 nt
Organism: Microtus ochrogaster (prairie vole)
Lineage: Eukaryota; Metazoa; Chordata; Mammalia; Rodentia; Cricetidae
Gene: Snrnp27
Product: small nuclear ribonucleoprotein U4/U6.U5 subunit 27
Biological process (GO): RNA splicing
Cellular component (GO): precatalytic spliceosome
Source: RefSeq, a predicted model, not a curated record
UUGUUUCCGGGGCGGUCGGAGGAGUAGGACUCCGAUGGGUCGUAGCCGUAGCCGCUCCCCGCGGAGGGAGCGUAGGCGAUCCCGGUCCACAUCCCGGGAUCGAGAAAGAAGGCGCCGAGAAAGGUCCAGGUCCCGGGAGAGGGAUCGCAGAAGGAGCCGCUCAAGAUCCCCACACCGAAGACGCUCCAGGUCUCCAAGGCGUCAUAGGUCCACAUCUCCUUCCCCUUCUCGACUGAAAGAAAGAAGAGAUGAAGAGAAGAAAGAAACUAAAGAAAUAAAGAGCAAAGAACGUCAGAUUACUGAGGAAGAUUUGGAGGGUAAAACAGAGGAAGAAAUAGAAAUGAUGAAAUUAAUGGGAUUUGCCUCUUUUGACUCCACAAAAGGGAAGAAGGUAGAUGGUUCUGUAAAUGCCUAUGCCAUAAACGUGUCUCAGAAGAGGAAAUACAGGCAGUACAUGAAUCGGAAAGGCGGAUUCAACAGACCUCUGGAUUUUAUUGCAUAAGACUUGAGGUGUUGGAGGAUUUCCUCCCGCUCAUCUGGGUCAGAGAGUAUUUUAUAUUUUGUAUUUCAUACACCUCAAAACAGGAUCUUGGUUCUUCCCUCUUGUAAAGUAAGAAAGUGUUAUUUAUGACCCUGGUGUACCUGUUUCCUCAGGAGGUAGCGCAGUUGCUGUGGUCCUGCAGUGCUCACAGCCCGUUUGUCUUGCUCCUUUGACUCUGUAUGUGCUUUCUUCCUGGAUGCUGUUAGGAGUUCUUAAAAACUGAAAGUGACUUAGAUGUGAGUUUCUUCAAUAAAACAGUAUUUCUACCCAUUUUAAUUUAUUUGACAAGUACCUUUAUUGCUAGAUUAAAGAGUCUCUCUGAA